AUGGCCAUGCACAAGGGGCUGCCAUUCCAAGCAGAGCAGCUCUCCACGCAGUCUUUACCAAACCUUUUGCACAUCCGCGGCGGCGGCCCCGCGCUCUCCGACGCGGAGAAAAGCGCCGAGGACGGCGCGGACAGGGAUCCCAACGGGCUCAACGGCCACCUCAAGCUGGGCUUUGAGGAUGUGAUCGCGGAGCCGGAGUUAACGCACUCCUUCGACAAGGUCUGGAUCUGCAGCCACGCUCUCUUUGAGCUCAGCAAGUACCUGGUCUACAAGUUGGUGACGCUGCUCCUGGCCAUCCCGCUGGCCCUGGUUGCCGGGAUCAUCUUCGCAGCACUUAGCUGCCUGCACAUCUGGAUUGUGGUGCCCUUCGUGAAAACUUGUCUCAUGGUGUUGCCUUCAGUGCAGACUGUAUGGAAGAGCCUGACAGAUGUUUUUAUUGUACCAUUUUUUCAUAGCAUAGGCCGAUGCUUUGCCAUGGUUAAUAUACGCCUGGAUCGAGAGUAACUGUCAGGAAUGUGACAACUGUGAUGGCAUGUACUUGCAGAAGGUGUUAGACCUCUCUGUU
This is a messenger RNA of Tinamus guttatus (white-throated tinamou), 565 nucleotides long. It is a transcript of the gene CAV2, whose product is annotated as caveolin 2. Lineage: Eukaryota; Metazoa; Chordata; Aves; Tinamiformes; Tinamidae. The record is from RefSeq and is a predicted model, not a curated record. Gene Ontology annotation, cellular component: cytoplasmic vesicle; perinuclear region of cytoplasm; Golgi apparatus. Gene Ontology annotation, molecular function: protein kinase binding; molecular adaptor activity. Gene Ontology annotation, biological process: insulin receptor signaling pathway; caveola assembly; cell differentiation.